Peromyscus leucopus (white-footed mouse) is the source of this 243-nucleotide messenger RNA. Its product is annotated as 40S ribosomal protein S2-like. Lineage: Eukaryota; Metazoa; Chordata; Mammalia; Rodentia; Cricetidae. Gene Ontology annotation, molecular function: structural constituent of ribosome. The transcript has a single exon. Gene Ontology annotation, cellular component: ribosome. Bases 1 to 243 code for a protein of 80 amino acids. Gene Ontology annotation, biological process: translation. The record is from RefSeq and is a predicted model, not a curated record.
AUGAUGGCCGGUACUGAUGAUUGCUACACGUCAGCCAGGGGCUGCACUGCCACCCUGGGCACCUUUGCCAAGGCUACCUAUGAUACCAUCUCUAAGACCUACAGCAGCUAUCUGACCCCUGACCUCUGGAAAGAGACUGUGUUCACCAAGUCUCCUCAUCAGGAAUUCACUGACCAUCUUGUGAAAACCCACGCCAGAGUCUCCAUUCAGAGGACCCAGGCUGCAGCCGCGGCUACCACAUGA